Hevea brasiliensis (rubber tree) is the source of this 2187-nucleotide messenger RNA. Its product is annotated as ankyrin repeat-containing protein NPR4. Gene Ontology annotation, cellular component: plasma membrane. The coding region runs from base 124 to 2019 and encodes 631 amino acids. The record is from RefSeq and is a predicted model, not a curated record. Gene Ontology annotation, molecular function: protein phosphatase regulator activity; protein phosphatase 1 binding. The transcript is spliced from 4 exons. NCBI's taxonomy places the organism in Eukaryota, Viridiplantae, Streptophyta, Magnoliopsida, Malpighiales, Euphorbiaceae.
GGGAGAAAGGCCAAGGUGUUGUGGCUGGUGUCUAUAUAUUCUCACUUGUUUCCACAAUUCCAUAUUAUAUAUUCUCACUUUCUUGUGUCAUCUUAUAUCGGCAGCAACAACCACCAACACCAAAUGGAACACACAUACAUUGAUGCCGACUUACAGAAGGCGGCAGCAGAAGGCAAACUUGAUCCAUUCAAGGAUUAUCAACACCCCCUUGAUAGCCUACUGACUCCAAAUAAAAACACAAUAUUGCAUAUCCACCUUACCUAUCUAAGUGAAAGAUCCACAGAGUUUGUAAAACAGGUGCUUGGUAUUUGUCCGUCACUGUUACUGAAGUUCAAUGUCCACGGUGAUACUCCGUUGCACUUUGCAGCAAGGUACGGGCAUGCUGGUGCAGCAGAAGCGCUAAUCGAGCAGGCAAAGGCUUCACCAGAAAUAGAUAUAGAGAGCGGAGAAGAGCCAAGGGCGAGGGAAGCGAAUGGGAUAAAAGCAGUAAGGAAGAUGUUAAGGAUGACAAAUGAAAAUAAAGAUACGGCCUUGCAUGAGGCGGCACGAUAUCAAAGAAGUCUGAAUGUUGUGAAAGCAAUAAUGAGAUAUGAAGAUCCUGAUGAGUUUGCAUAUUCUGCCAAUGAUUGCGGGGAAACUCCGCUUUACCUGGCUGUUGAAAAUGGACGUAUAGAGAUAGUUCUUGAACUAUUAAGAAAUCCCAAUUCACAAUCACUGGUUUAUGGCGGCCCCAAUGGUAAAACGGCAUUACAUGCAGCAGCAAUGUACGACUUCUCUAAACUUGAAGCUGAAAAGAAAGAGGAGCAUAUGCUAUUGAAGAUGAUAGGUGAGCUAUUGGACAAAUGGAGUAGUUUGACCAAAGAAACAGAUGAAAAAGGAUGGACUCCACUUCACUAUGCUGCUUAUAAAGGUCAUACUUCAGUGGUCGAACAACUAUUAGAUAAGGAUCAAUCUUCUGCUUACGUUGUCGACAAAGAUUGGAAGAGGACAGCUCUUCACAUUGCAGCCGGUCGAGGCUUCCAAGAGACAAUGGAGACUAUCAUUUCUAAAUGCCCGGAUUGCUGUGAACUUAUUGACAUUAAAGGCUGGAAUGUUCUUCAUUACGCAGUGAUCAGCAAAAAUAAUCAAGUACUACAAGCACUGCUUCGACAUUCUUCAUUAAUUUACCUUUUAAAUCAAAAAGAUAGUAGAGGAAAUACGCCUGCCCAUCUGUAUGAGAUUUAUCUUCCCCGUCUCCCUUCUUUCAUACGAAAAGGAGAUAUUGAUAUCCUCCUCUUUUGGUGGAAAGUGCAUGAUCAAAUUGAAGGAUACUCUUCGUCAGAGAAGGAUGAACAUUUGAGAUGGAUGAAAGAGCUUGGCACUGGACCAUUGGGAGAAAUUGAAAUUCAGGAUGAAAAAGUAGAAAUGAGAAAUAAAAAUAUGAUAGAUAAAUUUGAAAAAGCCAAAGACUCUCAUUUGGUGGCUGCAGCACUUAUAGCAACAGUAACUUUUGCAGCAGCGUUUACUUUACCCGGUGGUUAUAUAAGUAAUGAAGAUGAUUUAAAGAAGGGAACGCCUAUUCUAAGCAGAAAUUCAGCUUUUAAAGCAUUCAUGAUAUUCAAUACUAUAGCUAUGGUUUUAUCUACUUGUUCUGUUUUCAUCCAUUUCAUGUUAGUGAUUUUAGGAUAUCUGAAAGCAAACUAUUGGUUAAUAAAAUGUGCUAUCAGUUUCCUCUUUUACGCUAUAGUAGCAAUGGUGAUUACAUUUGUGACAGGUGCUUAUGCAAUUCUAGCACCUUCCUUGAGAAUUAGCAUUUGUGUCAUCGGAUUGACCUUCUUCAUCUUCCUAUUUUAUGCCAUUAUAAAGGUAGUAAGGAGUUUCAUUUAUUCGGACGACUAUAACGAUGUUGAUGAAGCUAGUUUCUAUGAUCAAAAAAAUAUUUUGUUGUGGCUCACCGGCGGGAGCUUUUAUUGGUUGAGUUUCUGUUAUCGGAAGCUUCGACGUUUGGUCAAAAAGACUGGAAAGCAGCUGAAGAAGUGAGUCGGUCUAUUCAUCAGCUGUUAUUAGAUGCAACUUCCACGAGGAAUGCAAAUGGUCUCUCCGUUCAAUUGAAUGUAUUCGAUUUACAUUUGAGUUUAUUGUGGCUUUUUUUUUUUUUUAAUUUUUAAUUUGAAAACAUUUAGAAGGAUAAAAAAUAAUGUUAUUAGC